AUAAUGGGAGAUGGGCCAAAGUUGCAGGUAGUGAGAGAUAACAAACACAUGACAAUGUCUCGAAAUUAAGAGGCACCACCACUCACACACACUCUUCUCUCUCUCUCUACUCUCUACUCUCUAGUACGUUUUGAGUGUUUUUAAAAUAACAAUCAAUACUUUGUUGGAUUUUCAUGUGAAAUUAAACUUGAUGGGUGAUAGGAAACAGAUGCACCCACGUCAUCACCAGUCACCACCACCAUUUCUACGUCUCUCCAUCUUCUUUCAAUUAUCAGUCUCAUCUUCCAAAUCCACACUACUAGCUCUUUUGCUUUUUUUUUUUUUGAACUUAUACUAGCUCUUUUGCUGAAACAAUAAGAUCUACAAUCCCUAUCCAGUCAAAUUAACAAUGGAGCAUGGAGGAAAAUGCAAUGCAAUUGCUACCACAACAAAAAUCUCAACCAAAAUCUUAGAAGCAAAACCACAUACCAACUCUUAUCCGAAAGCCAAACCCGGUUUAGAUCCGACUUUACCUCCAUUCUUGGUCAAGAAAGAAAACCAUAAACCGAGUUCACGUGGUGACCAAGAAACCAAGUACAAGGAGUGCCAGAAGAACCACGCGGUCUCAACCGGAGGACACGUGGUGGACGGAUGCUGCGAGUUCAUGCCUGGAGGAGAAGAGGGCACACUCGGUGCGCUAAAAUGCGCAGCAUGCAGUUGCCACCGGAGUUUUCACCGGAAGGAAGUCUACGAACAUAUAAAUAGUACACAAGAGCUGAUGUCUCCGGCGUUUUACCGCAGUGGUAGCUUGUACAAGGCGAUGAUACAACCACGUGGAUUGUAUCUUCCGAAGAAGAAGAGGAUAAGGACGAAGAUCAAUGAAGAACAAAAGGAAAAGAUGAAGGAAUUUGCAGAGAGGCUAGGGUGGAGGAUCCUGAAGAAAGACGAAGAGGAGAUCAAUAAGUUCUGUAGGUUGGUGAAUCUGAGAAGACAGGUUUUCAAAGUGUGGAUGCAUAAUAACAAGCAAGCAAUGAAGAGGAAUGGUAACGCUUGUAAUCUGCAAAAAUGAAACUAAAUUUUGGGUCUAUAAGUUACUUUUGAAUAUGAAUCCCUGAUUAUUUUAUAGGAUUGUAGAUGCAAAUCUGGACAACAGAAGAGUCUAUUAUGUUUUGAUUUCUUAUGUUUAUGUGCGUUUUUAAUUUUCUUAGUUUAUGACUGCAACGAAUUGAAUAAUUUUGAUACAUUUAAUGGGAUAAACGUUAACAAAUAAUUUUGUAUUAAGACAACACAAAUCAAAUUAGCUGGAAUAGCUCAGUUGGUUAGAGCGUGUGGCUGUUAACCACAAGGUCGGAGGUUCGACCCCUCCUUCUAGCGAUUUUUUAAAUUAGUUUGACUGUUUUGAAAAAAAAUAUAGGCUUAAUCUUCAUUCAUAUUGUAUUGUGGAAGCCCAAACCAGGGACAUCGUACGGUCCGAAUUUAGCGUCGUUAUAUAUUUGGUUCAUACUUGCCAUAGCGAUUUAGUUAAACUGUUAAAGCGUACUCAAAACUGUGGACUUAAUGUUUGGUCAAGAAGUUUAUACAUGUCUUUUCUUGAUUUGUGGUUAUUCCUGGUUGGUUUGAAGAUGGCGAGGAAUAGAGAACCAGAAAGCAACACUUCUUAGCAAAAGACGAACACCAAGAAGAACUUGCGUCGAUCAAAAAUGGUUUUUGCUUCUCUAUUACAAAAUAUUUGUUCUGUUGCAACAUACUGAAAUUGAGUUACAUACAGCAAUCUUAUUACCGAGUCUUCCUAGUGUAUGAUUAUUGCUUCUUUCUUACAAGAUGUUUAGCUUUUGUGUUAUCUCAUCUAUUUUUAACGCAGCAUGCUGUGACUGUGAGACGCACCGACUAUGGCAAUGUUGUAAUCAGUGUUCUGCUCUAUUUGAAAAUGGAAAAAUCUGAUUUUAAAAAGAGCUUUCCCAUCCUUUUAGACACGACCAUGUCUAACUUCAAAAAAGGUUAUAAAACAAGGAGAAUUAAUAUGAUCAGUCAAGUCCAUCUGGAUUUGGAAACAAAUGCUUCCUAUAUUUCUUUGCAGAUGGUUUCUGAGAGGUUUCUUUUGAUCUUGUAAGUUCUGUAAGUUGUUGUAAUCUUCUUUCGAGUCAAAUUUAUAAAGUUGCAACGUUUUUUUCUUGGUUCUAAUAAUAAUAAGUUGUUGGAGGAGACAAAUAAAGUUAGUUUUACACACGACAAGUUAGUCUAAACACUAAAGCCAUUUUCCAUUUCAAUUUGUCUAGACGAUGUAGACGUAUAAUAGUCAGCAUAAAACACAUUUGACCGGCGAUUAAAUAGGUUAAAAUGUAUACACCAUGUAAUACUAAGUCACUAACACAUGCUUUUUAUUAAACUAUACACAUAUUUAAUUUUAUUAGUUGGAGAUCUACACAAAUAUAAAAGUCAACAGAUCUACUAUUUUUCUUUUCAUAUCAUAAAGCAAACUUGGCCUACAUACUUAAAUAAACACAACCACCAAGAGAAAGAUUCAAGAACACACCUAACCAAGAAAAGAAGAAAAACUCAUUAACUUUUUUUCCCCAUCAUACAACCAUGUUUAGAGCCAUGAGCACCAGGAAAGUCCACGGCGGCUACGAAAAGCUCGUGGAAGAUGAACCGAAGUUGAAGCGGGUCACGAGCGUUCCGGCUAGUGUUUAUGGUAAUUCAAGAAACCCGGUUCAAGAGGAGGUGAAGAAGACACCGACGGUGAAACCAACCGGUGGUUCUGUUCAUCCCUUGCUAAGUUUCUUCGACGUACGUUUUCAGAAGAAGAAGAAGAAAACCAAGAAGAGUUUGGCCACGGCGAAACCAGAGUUUGCGAGGUAUAUGGCGUAUGUUAAGGAAGGAGGUGUGUGGGAUCCUAAUUCUAACGCACCGGUGAUUCAUUAUAGAUAGAAUCAUGGAGGAAGAGGAAUAAAGACUUGUAUUUCUUUUAUAUAUAUUAUCUAUUGAAAAAAGAAGAAAAAUAGUUCUUGGUUCUAUUCAAAAGAUGGAUCAAAAGUUCAAAACUAUGAAUUUCUCAUGUUUUAUGAAUUGAUGUAUUAAAAAAGGUUUGUUUAGUACACUUUCAUUGAGUUACUGCCUACACGAAUAAUAUAAAUUCAAGGUUCAUGAGCU
Brassica napus (rape) is the source of this 3129-nucleotide messenger RNA. RefSeq names its product zinc-finger homeodomain protein 7. Gene Ontology annotation, molecular function: transcription cis-regulatory region binding; DNA-binding transcription factor activity. Gene Ontology annotation, biological process: regulation of DNA-templated transcription; regulation of developmental process. The transcript is spliced from 2 exons. NCBI's taxonomy places the organism in Eukaryota, Viridiplantae, Streptophyta, Magnoliopsida, Brassicales, Brassicaceae. Bases 389 to 1048 code for a protein of 219 amino acids. Gene Ontology annotation, cellular component: nucleus. The record is from RefSeq and is a predicted model, not a curated record.